Messenger RNA from Cyprinodon tularosa, 2533 nucleotides. It is a transcript of the gene pip5k1ca, whose product is annotated as phosphatidylinositol-4-phosphate 5-kinase, type I, gamma a. Gene Ontology annotation, molecular function: phosphatidylinositol kinase activity. Gene Ontology annotation, biological process: phosphatidylinositol metabolic process. The transcript is spliced from 18 exons. The record is from RefSeq and is a predicted model, not a curated record. NCBI's taxonomy places the organism in Eukaryota, Metazoa, Chordata, Actinopteri, Cyprinodontiformes, Cyprinodontidae. The coding region runs from base 200 to 2368 and encodes 722 amino acids.
CAGCGAAGCCAGCAGCAGCUCACUCCGCGCCGCUGUCGUGAGGGAACCCCGCACUGAUGAGGGCUCCUGUCUCACAUUACUCCUGAUUAUCGUGACACAUCCAGCGACGCGUUGCCCCGCACACCGCCGGGAUUUCACCGUCGCUCUGUGGGUCUUUCUUUCGGGAGGACGUGUGUUUGUCUUUCCUCCGGGAGGCUGAAUGGAAGCAGCAGCCGAGGGAGCGGUCGGGCUGUCGGAGGCCAGGGAGAGGAGCCCACUAUCCGGGGCCGCAGCAUCCGAUGAUGGGGAGACGGUUGUGGGAGUUAGCUACGGGAUGGACGCUGCAGACAUGGAUGCGGCUGCCAAGAAAGCCUUCAUCACAGAGAUGCCCUCAUCUUCCAGCCAGCCUGGUCAAGGAAAGAAGAUUGGCCACAGAGGGGUGGAUGCAUCAGGAGAAACUACAUACAAAAAGACAACAUCAUCCGCCUUGAAAGGUGCCAUCCAGCUGGGAAUCGGUUACACGGUCGGCAACUUGAGCUCCAAGCCAGAGAGAGAUGUUCUGAUGCAGGAUUUCUACGUGGUGGAAAGCAUCUUUUUCCCCAGUGAAGGGAGCAACCUCACUCCAGCCCAUCAUUUCCCAGACUUCCGCUUUAAGACAUAUGCUCCUGUGGCCUUCCGCUACUUCAGAGAACUGUUCGGCAUCAGGCCGGAUGAUUACCUGUACUCCCUCUGUAACGAGCCCCUGAUCGAGCUGUCUAACCCCGGAGCCAGUGGCUCGGUCUUCUACCUUACCAAGGAUGAUGAAUUCAUCAUCAAAACUGUUAUGCACAAGGAGGCCGAGUUCUUACAGAAGCUGCUGCCUGGAUACUACAUGAACUUGAAUCAGAACCCUCGUACGCUGCUGCCCAAGUUUUUCGGGCUCUACUGCGUCCAAUCUGGCGGGAAGAACAUCCGUGUCGUUGUCAUGAACAACGUCCUGCCCCGCGUGGUCCGCAUGCACCUCAAAUAUGACCUGAAGGGUUCCACCUACAAAAGACGAGCGUCCAAAAAGGAGAGGGAGAAGGCCAGACCCACGUUCAAAGACCUGGACUUCAUGCAGGACAUGCCAGAUGGACUGAUGCUGGACCAGGACACCUACAACGCCAUGGUUAAAACUCUACAGAGAGACUGUCUGGUCUUGGAAAGCUUUAAGAUUAUGGACUACAGCCUGCUGCUCGGGGUCCACAACAUUGACCAAGCAGAGAGGGAGAGGCAGACGGAGGGGUCUCAGGGGGAAAACGACGAGAAGAGGCCUGUGGCCCAGCAGAAGGCCCUUUACUCCACUGCCAUGGAGUCCAUCCAGGGGGGAGCGGCCUGCGGGGGGUCAAUCGACACUGACGACACGAUGGGUGGCAUUCCAGCUGUGAAUGGAAAAGGGGAACGGCUUCUUCUCUACAUUGGAAUCAUCGAUAUCUUACAAUCCUACAGGCUAAUCAAGAAACUGGAGCACACGUGGAAGGCUUUGGUUCACGAUGGGGACACCGUAUCGGUCCACCGACCAGGUUUCUAUGCCGACAGGUUCUUCAAGUUCAUGAGCAGCACAGUGUUCAAGAAGAGCUCAUCUCUGAAGUCCUCUCCAUCCAAGAAGGGCCGCGUCUCGUUGACGGUGCCUAAAGGCAGCGGGCCCGGCGCUGCCUGGUCCGCCAGCCAGCUGGCCUCUGAGAGAGACGAGAACAUCUACGACCUGAGAGGAGCACGCAGCUUCCCGACGUUGGAGGAUGAAGGUCGACAGGAUCUUCUUCCGUGCACUCCGCCAUCGUUUGAGGAGGCCACCACAGCGUCUAUCGCCACCACGCUUUCAUCCACAACAUCUUUGUCCAUCCCUGAAAGAUCUCCGUCCGACACGGCAGAACAUCCACGCUACAGGAGGCACACCCAGUCCCUGAGCCAUGAUGGAAGGACCCAGGAGGAGCUGCGUGUGCGCGAGGAGGACCAGCAGACCAUCACGGUGGAGGUGGAGCUGAAGAGACACGACAGUGAGCCCACCAUCUCUGUGCCGCAGCCCUCACCUGAAACCAGUGAGCCUCAGGCAGAAGAGGCUGCAGAGCCCCCCAGCUCUGCGCCAGCUCCUGAGGCAGCCCCCUCCUCCGCCCCAGCUGAUGCUUCCUCAUCGCCAGGCCUGGCUGAGGACGCCCCCUCCAGACCCGAGGUGGUGGUGGUGGAGCCCGACUGUGCCAGCCAGGUGUCCGGCUCAGGCUGCACCAGCCAGGCUUCGGUCGACGACGAAGACGACGUGCCAGCCUCAGAUAUCUGCUUCCCUCCAGAGGACAGGACCUGGGUGUACUCUCCGCUACACUAUGGCUCAGAGUCUAAGGCCCUGCCAGAUGGGGAUUGGGAAAGAGAGACAUAAACCCUGUUUUCCUGGCGGAGACGGAGAGAGAGAGAGAGGGAGGAGUGAACGACUCAUCAGUCUGAAGUCCAGACCCCAACAGCAGAAGCAGGAUCUCUGAGUGCUGCAGGAUUGUAAAAACAUACUGAGAGAAAAAAGGUGAAAUGAACACCUAAGGAGUGGGGG